This is a messenger RNA of Myxocyprinus asiaticus (Chinese sucker), 3424 nucleotides long. RefSeq names its product protein VAC14 homolog. Lineage: Eukaryota; Metazoa; Chordata; Actinopteri; Cypriniformes; Catostomidae. The transcript has 19 exons. The record is from RefSeq and is a predicted model, not a curated record. Gene Ontology annotation, biological process: positive regulation of kinase activity; phosphatidylinositol biosynthetic process. Bases 506 to 2857 code for a protein of 783 amino acids. Gene Ontology annotation, cellular component: PAS complex; endosome membrane.
AGCCGGGACAGAUGGAGGUUGUGACCAAUAGCUUGUAUUUAAAAACACCGCGAUCUGCCACUGUCAACAUUACUUGCGAGGGAAUGUUCAUCUGAUUUUUUGCUCUGUGUAGAUGUGAUCGCGUUCGUAUUAUCGGCUCUGAAUGAUAAAAGUGAUGAAUUAAGAAGUGUUUCAAGGCUUUUAUUGUGCAUUGGCUGUAACGGCAGCUCUUUUAGUUGAAGUCGCAGACAGCAGCAGGUCCAGUUAUUUUAUAAGUGCUAGUGAUGAAUAGCUUAGAAUGCAAACUGAUUUCAAGAUGUCGUUUUGUGUGUUAUAAAACAAACGAGCGAGUGGUGACCAGUAGCUCUUGGAUGAAACAUUAAUUUAGUGAUAAUUUGACUGAACUGUCAUCUUAUGUUUCUGUUUACUCUGGAAAUUCACUAUUUUCAAAGGUCAAUUUUAACAGUUCAUAGUAUUAUAUGCGUAAUUUGAGAAGGUUUUCGGAAAAGUGAAAAAUAAAUAAAAAAUGAACACAGAAAAGGAUUUUUCUCCCCUGACUCCUAACAUUGUGAGAGCGCUCAAUGACAAACUGUAUGAGAAGAGGAAAGUGGCAGCUCUAGAGAUUGAAAAGCUUGUACGGGAAUUUGUAGCCCAGAACAACUCUGCACAGAUCAGACAUGUCAUCCAGAUUUUGGCCACAGAGUUUGCGCUCUCCCAGCACCCUCACAGCAGAAAAGGGGGUCUCAUUGGCCUGGCAGCGUGCUCUAUUGCCCUGGGAAAAGAUUCUGGAUUGUACCUGAAGGAACUCAUUGAUCCAGUUCUUACAUGUUUCAAUGACUCUGACAGCCGUCUGCGGUACUACGCCUGUGAGGCCCUUUACAAUAUAGUGAAGGUUGCUAGGGUAGCCGUACUGCCUCACUUCAAUGUGCUUUUUGAUGGGCUUAGCAAGCUUGCUGCAGAUCCUGACCCCAAUGUAAAGAGUGGAUCUGAGCUCCUGGAUCGGCUUCUUAAGGACAUUGUAACGGAGAGUAACAAAUUUGACCUGGUGGCUUUUGUCCCCCUGUUGCGUGAGAGGAUUUACUCUAACAACCAGUAUGCCCAGCAGUUCAUGAUCUCCUGGAUCCACGUGUUAGUGUCUGUUCCUGAUAUCAACCUCCUGGACUACCUACCAGAAAUUCUAGAUGGACUCUUUCAGAUUCUUGGAGACAGCAGCAAAGAGAUCAGACGAAUGUGUGAGGUGGUAUUGGGGGAAUUCCUGAAAGAAAUCAAGAAGAAUCCUUCCAGUGUCAAGUUUGCAGAAAUGGCCAACAUCUUAGUCAUCCACUGUCAAGUGUCUGAUGAAUCAAAGUCCACUAACGAUCUCAUCCAGUUGACUGCUAUGACAUGGAUGAGAGAAUUUAUCCAGCUUGCAGGGAGAGUGGUUCUGCCGUAUUCCUCUGGCAUAUUGACAGCAGUGCUACCGUGCCUUUCCUAUGAUGAUCGCAAGAAAAGCACUAAAGAGGCUGCCAGUCCAUGUAAUCACAGCCUGAUGAAGCUUGUGACUCCUGAAGAUGAUGAGGAUGAUGAAGACUUGCAGACCAAAACUUCCCUUUCUAGCGACGAGACUCCAUCUAAGAGAGAAGGAGAUCUGAAUGAUUCCCUCAGUGAGUCACAGGAGUCAGUGGGUUUCAGCAACAUCUCUUUCUUCACGCCAGCAGGUUCUGACAGGUCUGCAGUAACUUUGGACCUGGAUGGCAUAGUGCAAGUACUGAACCGACAUUUACACGAUUCGUCCACUGGAAUGAUGACUCGUAUUGCUGUAUUAAAGUGGCUAUACCAUCUCUACAUCAAGACCCCUCGUAAGAUGUUCAAGCACACAGAUAGUUUGUUCCCCAUGCUACUAAAAACACUGUCAGACGAAUCUGAUGAAGUAAUUUUAAAAGACCUGGAGGUUUUAGCAGAGAUUGCAUCAUCACCUGCUGGACAGACCGACACCUCUGGAUCAUGUAACAACUCGGAUAGCAAAUCGCAGCUCCAUAUACCAGGCAGAUUCAAAGAUGGGCAGCAAAUGGUGGUGGGUUCUAAGAUGGCUGACAUGUCUCCCUCCACCCCCAGCAUGAAUUCAUACUUCUACAAGUUCAUGAUUAAUUUGCUCAAAUGCUUCAGUUUAGAGAGGAAACUUCUAGAAAUGAGGGGGGCCUUCAUUAUCAGACAGCUAUGUCUCCUCUUGCAUGCGGAAAACAUAUUCCACUCCAUGGCAGACAUCUUACUCAAGGAGGAAGAUCUGAAAUUUGCAUCCACUAUGGUGCAAACACUGAACACUAUUCUGCUUACUUCUGCCGAACUGUUCCAGCUGCGAAACCAGCUCAAAGACCUACGCACCCAGGAGAGCUGUGCUCUUUUUUGCUGCCUCUAUCGCUCUUGGUGUCACAAUCCAGUGGCCACUGUGUCCCUCUGCUUCCUGACCCAGAACUAUCGCCAUGCCUAUGACCUCAUCCAGAAAUUUGGAGAUCUGGAGGUGACUGUGGACUUCCUCAUGGAGGUUGAUAAACUCGUGCAGCUAAUAGAAAGCCCCAUCUUUACCUAUCUCCGUUUGCAGUUACUGGAUGUAGAGCAUAACCCUUAUCUGAUCAAAGCUCUGUACGGCCUGCUGAUGCUGCUUCCUCAGAGUCAAGCUUUCCAGCUGCUUUCACAUCGGCUGAGCUGUGUGCCAAACCCUGAACUCAUGAGGACUGUGGAAGACCCAAAGGUACCCGUCAAGGAUAAACGAGUAGCCCAGCCACACAUAGACUACAGUGAACUGCUCCAGCGCUUUGACCGAGUCCAGAGCAAACAUCUGGAAGUGAGGCAUCAGAGGACGGGCCGCUCGGAGCAUCCAGACAGGAAGCUGAUGUUGUAAAUGGUCGCAGACAUAACUAUUGUCCAAGAGAGGCAGCACAUAUGGGAUGAAGGAAAAUCAGACUGCAGGGCCUGUAGUUGGCAUCUACAUUAAUCUCAUUCAGUUUUUAAUGUAUUCAAGCUACUACAUGCAUGAGAGACUUUUUGUGUCUUUUUAUGAUAAAUGAAGUGCUUUAUGUUUAGGUGCUGGAGACUGGAUCUAGUAUAUAUGAACUUGAACACAAUUUCAGUAGGUCAAAUCGGUUACAGAUUAUGGGCCAAUGGUUAUAUCAUUCCUAACCAAAUAUAAUCCUUCCAAGAUGAUUUGUUCAGAACACCUUGCACGUACCCGUGGAUGUUUAAUAGGAAUUUUUAAUCUAAAACAUGAAUAUAGCAGACAUCUGCUCAUGACAUGUAAUGUAAAUGAGUCUUGGGUGCAUAUUUGUCUCUCUCUCUCUUUUUUUUUUUUUUUUUUUUGUAUUGCGAUUUAACUAGAUUUUUAUCUCUUACACUAUGGUACAUGCAAACCUUUUAAUUUAUCUGUAAUGUGAAGACAACUUUACAAUAAAGUGGACCAUAUGUAACCUAA